Labrus mixtus (cuckoo wrasse) is the source of this 9297-nucleotide messenger RNA. It is a transcript of the gene shroom3, whose product is annotated as shroom family member 3. Bases 270 to 6446 code for a protein of 2058 amino acids. Gene Ontology annotation, molecular function: actin filament binding. Gene Ontology annotation, cellular component: adherens junction; apical plasma membrane; cortical actin cytoskeleton. Gene Ontology annotation, biological process: actin filament organization. The transcript has 27 exons. The record is from RefSeq and is a predicted model, not a curated record. Lineage: Eukaryota; Metazoa; Chordata; Actinopteri; Labriformes; Labridae.
UUUAUCACAAUCACUGAUCCUGUCUGAACAUCCUACAGAGCACAAAUCAAAUGGAUGUUCAGGUGUGCUAUGCUAGCAGCACCUGCUGUAGCAUCAUCCAGAGGUGAGGAGUGGGUUACCUGGAACUGGAUUAAUCAAUGAAUGGAGGAUAUGCGCUCGUGAAGAGGACAUCGUUCACGUCAGUCCGGUAACCCGCUCCUCAGUCCGCCGGGCCGCAGCCGGGCUGAGAGAGCAGAGCAGCCCGGAGACAGCGCUCCCUAGUCCCGGGCAUGGAGGGCAGCAGCGGCGUCCGGGCGGGGCUCCAGCAGCAGCGGCAGCAGCAGCAGGCGGCGGGUGGAGGAGGAGGAGGUGGAGGCUGGGUGCUGGUGGAGGCCCGGCUGCAGGGAGGAGCACCGUGGGGCUUCACCCUGCAGGGCGGCCUGGAGCACGGAGAGCCGCUCAUCAUCUCCAAGGUGGAGGAGGGCGGUAAGGCGGACUGUUUGGAGCGCCCCCUGCUGGUGGGCGAUGAGAUCAUCGUCAUUAACGAGGUGGAGCUGACUGGAUACAGACAGGAGGCCAUCGCUCUGGUUAAAGGAUCGUACAAGACGCUGCAGCUCACCGUCCGCAGGGAGUUUGAUCCGGGAUACAUCGAGGAGUUUGACACUCCAUGUUCCUCCCCACCGGCUCUUCCUCCUCCUUCUCCACCUCCUCUGUCUUCCCUCCAGCGGCCAUCAACUCCACAACAACAACAAACACCAUCGCCGUCUCACCGCAGCAGAACAUGCUCAGCAGGAGGAGUCCAACUCCGCAUCAAGAACAGACGCAGUGAGUCGGCGUCUCGUCCUCACUCGUGGCAUUCGACGAAGCUCGGUGAUGGACAGCAGGAAUUAAACCAGGGAGGGAUGGACACGAUGAGCAACGCCUGGCACCACGGCUACCACGCCAGUGCUUCAACCACUGACCUGUCUGGUGGGUUUGAUUCUGGUGGUGGCUACCUGAGGAAAAGUCCGGACCAGUACAGCUCCAGGGGCAGCAUGGAGAGCCUGGACCCCCCUCAGUCCUCCCAGCUUCACCCCGGAGCUCAGCACCACCACCACCACCAUCACAGCCACAGCGGACCCCACCCUGCCUACUCCUCCUGCCACCAGCUGUCUUCUGCCAGGUCCUCCAACAGCAUCGACCACCUCACCAACAAACGGGACUCCGCCUACUCCUCAUUCUCCACCAGCUCUAGUAUCCCAGACUACCUUGCCUCCACCCCCUCCUACAGCCCGGAGCGUUCCUAUUCGCUGGAGACAGUCUCUCAGAGAGGAGGAGGGAGUGCAGAGUUGCAACAGGCGGACAUGCGUUACGUCCGAUCAGUUUACGAUGCCCAGCAGGGAUUAUCUCAAGAGCAGGAGUUAGGCUCCACCUCCGCCGCCUUACAACGCAAUAACGAUUCCAGAGGCGGGGGAGGAUCAAGGACAGCACUAAACCGAGAUGUGCAAGGUUCAGUAGCAGGGGUCUGCUACCGUGGAAGCAUCAGCGGCAGCAGCAGCAGUGGAAGCAGCUGCGGUAGUGUACCGGCCUCAAACAGACACAGCGUAGGUCCAAUAUGGGGCCAAGCAGGCAGCCGCAGCUCCUAUGAGAGCCUGAAGGGGGCACCAGCUCCACCAAGACGCAGCGACAGCUACGCAGCCAUCAGAAAUCACGAGAGACCAAACUCCUGGUCCAGUCUGGAUAAUGCCAGGUCACUAAGGUCUCUGCAGAAAGGUUCCUGGCAUCACUCCAGUGGUCCUGUGGCCUUAGGUGCAGCAAAAGGCUUGUACAGCACUGAGGGUCAACUCCACACAGUGAUAGAGAAGAGUCCAGAGAGCAGCCCAACCACUAAACCCCGGCAGGGUGGAGGAUUCCCCCAGUCACCUUCCCCUACGGGAUCUGCUCCCCAAUCGGGCAGGCUAAUUUUGCCCACUGGCAUGUACGCUGUCCCUCAGCCUGAGCCCCACUUUGCACAGCUGCCCAGCACAGGCCCUGGGCCAGGCUCCUCUGGAGUCUAUCCCGCUCUGGCCAAGGAGAGCAGCCGACAACAACACCAAGGGCCGGAGGGUGUUGGAAGGAGACAGGACGCAGCAACAGAAGAGCAGAGAGAUGGAAGGAUGUCAGAAAAUGGUUACCAAAAUAGCACUUCAUCAUCGCCAUACUCAAACUCCUCAUCUUCAAUAAUUGCCUCGACACAGCUCAGAACUCAUGCACAAGAAGACAAUAGGCCUGAAAAGGAAGAGUCUUACUUUGAAUACAAUAAACCCAACCUGAAAACUUCUGGAGGAGGGUCGAAUGGCCAAACAGGGACCAAAAGACCCGAAAACCACCAGGAACCUCCCAGUCAGAGCUUCCAAGAGUUCUACAUCCAUACAAGCCAGGCAGCCCCCAGCCAAAUGUUACAGCAACCCAACCAGGACUUCCAUAUCCCCAACAUCCAGUCCACCCAACAAGAAUUCAGACCUUCAUCCUCACAAGACUGGAGGGAACCUUCGACAUCUGUUCAGUCCAGGGGAGACAGGAACAGAUCAAUGGACCAGACCAGCACUCAUUCAGAGCCGUUGGCAUCACCCAAACUUGCCCAGGGACAGGUGCCACCUACUCACUUUCCUGUUCAACCUCAGCCCCAGGCUCCAUCGAGCCCUGCUUCCCAGCCUGCUCCCCGUCACCUCAGUGACUCAGCAGCUCUGCAGUACCAUCACUGGGAGCAGGAAAGAGACAGGGAACACCCGCUGACCCGUCUGGAGAAUGCCCUUGCUGAAGUCCAACGAUCCCCCAGCCCCGACAGUGUUUUCUCUGCCAGUAGCCAUGGCAACAGUAACUUUGCUGAUGAAAACCAGGGACCUGCUCGCAGUCUUUCUGUGCUGGAGAAAGUCAGUCGCUUUGAGUGUCGGGAACGUGCCGGAAAGCAGCGCAGUCAAAGCACCACCGCCGCAUACAGAUCCAGUCCACUGAGGGGUCGCAACACCGCCUGUGGAGCAGAUGAUCUCAGAAACAUGCUCGAGAGAAGCACCAGUGCUAGCAAAGCUCACAGAACAAUGAGCUACAGAGGAGGCAGCAACGAGCAAGUGAAACACAGGUCUCCAGCAGAUCCCAACUCAGCCCUCCAGAGGAGCCGCAGCACCUUUCACCUUAAUGAAAGAGAGGAAGACAGCAGCAGAGACUUCCCCUGGAAACAAGAAAUUAAUCAGAUGCUGGGGUCAAUGCAGGACACUUCCCCCAACAGAUCUUAUAGGGACUCCUUAAAAGAUGCCCAGUCUAAGGUCCUGGGGUCCACCUCUUUCAGACGGAGAGACCUAAGCUCCUCAAGCAGCCCUCAACCUCCUGCAGCUUCCCCUCCUGGUUCCACCUCCAGCAGUCAUCAACCUUCGCACGUCCCUGCCAAGUACCUCUCUCCUGAGAAAAAAGGCCCCAAAACCAUGCCAAAACCACAGGGCGUGAUCAUCCCAUCCCAGUCACCACCACCUGUCACCUCCCCUCACACCCCCAAGGAGAGACAUGUGGUCAGCCCUGAGGUCCGUGGUGCAAGCCCCCCAGCCCUCCCAAGUGUCCCACCUGUUGGACCCCCUGCUGUGCUGCGGAUCUGUGGCCGGAGGCGCCUAGCAGCAGACCAGAAGAAGCGAUCGUACUCAGAGCCAGAGAACAUGAACGAGGUCGGGGUUUCAGACACGGAGACUGUUGCGCUCUUCAGACGUGGAGGAGAGACCAGCGUGGCAGAUCGGCGGAAGAUGUUUGAGCAAAAUGCUUCAGCAAGAACCGACUUACGUCAACUUCAACAAGACGCUCUGGCUGAGUACGUACAGAGAAAGAGAGGUGUAAAAAGAGAGGAAGGUGGACAGAGGAGCGGACUGAGGCCUCGGAGUGCUUUUCUACAGCCUGAAAACUCUAACCACGCAGCCUCCUCCUGUUACUCAGACACCCUCAGCCUCUCCUCCGCCUCCAGUAUGCUCUCCCUCCAGGAAUCCAUCUUCUCCUCUGAGGGGAGGAGUAUCUGCUCCAGCCUCCCUCCAGGAGCAGACCUGCGGAGUUUCCAGUCCAACUUUUUCUACCCAGGCACGGUGACCUCCCCGAGGCCUCCAGCACACCCACAACCAGGUGGCUCCCCUCAUCAGCUGCAGGCCCAGAGCCUCCAGGAUCUGACCCCAGAAGCAGGGCUCAGCAGACAGAAUCAGUCCUCCCUCAGAGACCUCAGCCAGGUCCACCAGCAGCAGACUGCAGGGCCCCAACUCAGCCUGGGACUGUCCAGUCAGUUGAACGGCGCUCUGCAGAGAGCCAGGCCAGCUCGGGGAUCAGCAAAGUCUGCUUCUGCAGAGGAUCUCCUAGAGAGAACGGAGGAGAAACGGAUGUCUCCUCAGCACCACAGAUCCCGCUCAUCCCCCAUGGUGGAGAGUCUGAACCAGGACCUUCCUCCAGGUGACAUCAGGAUGUUUGGUGUCUUCUCUGAAGACAUACGCUGCUCUCUGGCUGCAGACAGACCUGCAGACCUUCACACAUCAGAGAGCCCUGUCUCUUCUCAACAGUCACACAACAGCCUGAUCACCGUCCAGCCUGCAGGGCCUUCAGAAGACCUUGGCUCCUCCCACACUCCCGUCACUCGGAGAGAGCGACAGAGAAACAGCGAGCGACAACGGGCCAACAGCACCUCCACCCUGGCGGCGUCUGUUGGCUUGCCCUGUCCCUUCUUCUCUCCACCUGGCCUUGAGGAUGAAGGCAGCACUGAGUGGCGUGCUAACGAGAGGCUGAGCCAGGCCAAUCUGGACGCCAUCACCUUCCCCGGCCUCCCACAAACAAGCACAGGUGACGCUGUAAGCACUCCCGCCUACAGUGAAACCCGGGUGACGGACAGACAGACGAGGCACAGUUUGGGUGACGCCAGCACUUUAGAAGACGCUGAAAAGGACGUUUACAGAGGAAGAGCGUUCAGUUUGGAGACGAUAGGGGGGCAAUCUGCGCAAAAUGAACGAGUUUCAUCUGUGCCGCUCUUAGCCCCACCAGACAUGAGGGAGAGCACGCCGUCUCCUCCCCCUUUCUCCCCACAGCGUCUAUCCUCACUCCGGAUCUCCGAGUCAAACCUCAUCAGCCCCACCGACUAUCACCCCCCACUUAAGACAGGCUUGUCUCAGGAGGAGUAUGAUGAAGUUUUCCUCCAAAAUCCGGCUCAUCCGUUACCUCAUCUGCCGGUCAGAGAGACGAACAUUCUGGAGGACUUCCCUCCUCCACCUCCUCCUGUUGAGAUGGAGCAAGAAGCUGGACACCAGACUCUGGAAAGACCUACCCUCGAGGUUUUAAACAACAGAAACUCAAGCCUCCACUCCCCUCCAUCGUCCCCUUCCUCCUCUGUCUUUCCUCCACCUGUGCUCAGCCACUUUCCUACUCCGAAGCCCACCACCAUCAACUCCAUCAACACGUACACUCCAACCGAGGACAGCUUCGGUCUCGACUAUCAGCCCCUACCCAAGAGGGAAAAGACAUCAGAGGAGCUGCGAGUGGAGCAGCUGGCCCGUCGGCUGGUGUUGCAGGAUCACUCUCUGGCGCCCCUCCUGGACACAUGGGGAGGUAAAUCCACUGUAGAGCUCAUGGAGGACAUCUUUCCAAACAGCCGAGUGGUUGGCAAAUCUCCAUGGCAACGCAGAGGCAGUAGCCGACUGGAUGACAGAAUCCAAGAUGGUGUCUGUGAUCCCGCUGAGAGUGCAGCGGCAGAUCGAGAGAAGGAGACCGAUCUGGAUGAGGAAGAGAAAGACCUCAACACCAGGAAGGUGGAGCUGUGUGAGGCUCUGAGGAGCAGCGUAGCGGCUCUGCGGCGGGAGAAGGAGGCGCUGAGUGAGGAGCAGAGUCGUCACCAGGCGCUGGGAGCGAGCAUCGAGACGCUGGUGCAGGAACGCCUCAAACCCAACGAGAGGGACAAGUACAGCAUGUUCAUCGGCGAUCUGGAGAAGAUCGUGAACCUGCUGCUGUCUCUGUGCAGCCGGCUGUCGAGAAUCGACCGAUCUCUGCUCGCUCUGGAGAGAGAGGAGCUGACGCAGGAGGGAGCAGCUGAGGAGAGGGACUCCCUCCAUCACAAGCGCUCCCUCCUCCUCAGUCAGACCGAAGACGCCCGGGAGCUGAAGGAGAACCUGGACCGACGGCAGCGUGUCGUCCACUCCACCCUGUCCGGCUACCUCACCGACCCGCAGCUGCAGGACUACCGCCUUUUUGUCAGCACCAAACCCUCCCUCUUGAUGCGCCACCGGCAGCUCGAUGACCUCAUACGGCAGGAGGAGGAGCAGCUGACGCGAUUGGUCGAGAGCCUGCCGCGGGAAGUGGCGGAGGCUCACGGCUGGUCGAGAGGGUUUCCGUUCCUGUCGUCCAGCCCUGCUCACUGCUCUUCUCCUAUUCCUACACUCCUCCCGCCCUCUGUGACUCCAGCCACCGCCCUCUCCAUCAGGUCCACCACUGUGACAUCACUGUGAUGUCACCAGACAAGCUGCGGAGGACGAUGAAUAAAGAAAAGACAAAUGGCUCCUAAAAAAGGGUUUCACAUGAAGGACAGCGGGCCUGAAGCCGGCUCUGAUCACACUGAGAGAACUAUGCAGACUUCACACAUGAAGAAGAAGAAACACCUUUAAUGUGCCUCUUUUUAUUUACACCUGACUUUAAGUUACACGUCUGUUCGCCUCAACAUUAGCAACCACCGCCGUGUGGACUACACGGGUGGACCACACCGACUGCUGCCAACGCCCCUGCCAACCCUCGUUCUCCGUUCUCCAACAUGAUUUUUAUGGGUCAUCAGGUGUAUUUUUAGUUCAGAUACUCUUUGUCAAAGGUCAUUUGUGUUGGGACUGCAGGUGUUGUUCUGCAUAUUUCAGAUCUUAAUACUACUGUCGCUGUUGUAAUAACUGAUGUGUUUGGUUUCAAUAUCUACGUAUAUAAUAUCUAUGAACAUCAAACAUGAAAGCAGGAGUUAACACUGUUAAUGUAACAGCUUUAAUUCAUGAAGUAAUGGUCGUCUUUCAAAGUCCUGAUCAAGAUUAUAAACAGUAAUCCAUCUUCUAUCAAACCUCGGCCCUGAUCCUUUUUUUUUUUUUUACAUAAUAUCGGGUCAAAGUGACCUUUAGGGACUAAAAGUUUUGUAGUUGCUCCUCUAGGUUUGUUUCAGCCUGCAGCACUGAAACAUGCAGGAAUGUGUGCAACAAAAUCUUUCAGGGCAAAAGUUACUGCUCAAAGUACGUCCACUACAAGUUGUUGUUUUUUGUCACUGUUGGAGUCAGGUUUUUAGUCCAAUUGUCCGACAACAUCACAGUAAGGACCCCUAAAACGAUUUUUUUUGUUAAAGCUCCUGUGAGGAACUUUUGGGAUCAUGACGGUCUUUGUUCCCACUGUCGACAAAGAGGGACGAUUUAUGAAUAAGUGGUGCUUUCUUUAGUGAUCAUUCCUGUUUUGUUAUUGAACUUUUAGAAUGACAAUCUGAGCCUGCAUGUGGAAAAAACUAAAACUUUUUGUGGACGUACUUUACAACUGCAUACGCCCUGAAUGAUUUGAUUGCAGCUGUUGGACCCCACAGUAUUUAAAAGACGGUCCCAGCAUGAAAAUGAACCCUUCAUAGAGAUCUGUAAACUACUUUCAUGGUGCUUUCAGGAGCCUCAAACAUUCAAACGCUCCCCCAAGGACGCCUCGUUUUACAACGACAAUAUGAAGUGAGCAGGGGCUUUAAGAAGUCCUGCUCAGCUUUCGCACAUGUACAGUACGUUUUUAACAAACACCAAAAUUCAGAGGGACACUGUUUGAGUCAAACUGAGGGCACAGAUCCUGAAGGGUUUGCUGCUUUGUAAUAUUCACUGUAACACUACUACUACUCUCACUACUGUCUGUACACCUGGAGCACUUUUUUAACUACUGUCUGCAGCUGGAUCAACACUGAAUCAUAACCACAUUAGUCACUGUGCCUCUCUAAAAGUCAAUGAAACAUUAACUGUAAGAAAAAAUAAUUAAAGAUUGAGAUUCCAAAGAUUUUCCCCAGAGGAGAUAUAAAAAAAACAUCUUCUUUAUUUAUAUUCCCUGUUGACGUUUUGUUUUGUCCAAUUCUCGACUUUCUCCCUCUCCCCUGCACGGUUCAUGUCUGAGUUUUUCUAAAGGCAGAGCAGCAACUUAAACAUAAACUUCUAAAUAUUUAUCAGACGCUUUUAUUUUGAAAUUAAUCUAAUUUAAAAUCCAUAAAAUGUUGAGUGUAACAACAAAUACCACAACUUCCUGAAUCAAACGGAUACAAAAUAAAUAUGUUAUGUCCUGUUAAUCCCCAAUUUCUAAAGAGGAAGAAGUGGUUUCAUUAUCCUUUAUUCCCCAGGUGUUACCUUUAAGUUUUUUAUGGACACAUUGCUUUCAUACGCACCUGUAUGAAAACUCUAUGGUUUGUUUUUUUGUACGUACCUCGUCUUACAGUUCAGGUUUUUAGCUAUAGUUUAAACUCUCAGUGCCAAUCAAAAGUGCUGACAUCACUGUGACAUCAUCGUGGUUAUUUCCUCAAAGUGAAGAAGUCUCUUAGUCGUGUUCAAUUUAGCUGAUUCUCCUGUUUUAAGAAGCCCUCAUGGAUCUUUUUUAGUAUUUUUUACUAGGGUCACAAAAAAGGAAAACUUCACAAAAAAAUGUUGGUGGUGCCAACAUGAAGUAUUUAUUUAUGUUGAAAUGAUAAACGUCACAGAUGGAAAUCGAGGUGUAAGAAUCAGGAUUAUAACUUAAUAAAUGUUGCAUCACCAUCUAAGGUCAUUGUCACUCAUCAUAAUUGAAGUAUAAGGGGUCAGAAAACACAAUCAUCACUUUUAUAUUUCUGUUUUAUAAAAUAUUUAACUUUAAUCCCUUCAUCAUGUAGUCGUGCCAUUUAGCAUCCCUUCUGUCUCGUUGAUCAGGGGACUCCAAACGGCACAAACAGCAACAUCAAUAUUUCCUCUUUAAUGAUCCAGUCUGUUGGCUUCAGAGAAGAGGCUUUCAUAUGAAGUGCUGAUCAGCGGAUGUUUUUACCUCUUUUUACACUUUUUCAUUCUUCCACUACCAUUUUAUUUUUAGGAGCACCUUUUUCAAAUAUUCUCAUAUUCUGUGAACAUUAAAGGACAAACGAACUGCCUUAAGUUUUCAUCAAUUAUCCAGAUUUUACUGUUGAUUAUUGUUGGAGUGUUUUUAUUAACGUUGUUUUCAGAGGCACAGCACAAUAUCUGAAACGUUUUUUUCCGGUUUUGUUAUUGAACGAUGUUGGAUGUUCACUUUAUGAAAGAAGGACGAUUAAAGAACAGCUCCUGGUUUUUGCAAAAUAAACGAAUAUUUUGUAAAGGA